GGUAGACUGUUGUAUUUUUGUGGUUCAUGAGCAUUGCAACACAUGUGCCGAUGGAGAGCGGCAGCGAUGACGGACGUGCGAAGUUUAUGACAAUCAAGAAGACGGUCGUGGCAGCGGCUGUGACAGCCGUGCUCUUUUGUUGUCAGCAGGAGAGGGCAUUGGGCAUAAUGAGAGCGCAGAUCCGCACGCGGAGGAGGAAGACACUUCAUCAAGUCUCGGUCGAAGGGCGGGAUACCGUGGCCAUCACCGAGGCUGCAGUUCAGGCUUGCUGCGCCAUGGGUUGCAGUGUUCUUCCACGAGCGACGACGAGGUGGUGGAUGAAAAGGAGGACCGGGGGGGCGUCGGAGGAUCUCAGGCAAUGCGAUGAUGCGCCGGAGGAGUACUUCUGGGAGAAGCUGCGUAUGUCACCAUGUGUCUUUCGGGCGAUGGCGAUUGCAUCCAGUGUCGACGAACGCUCGUGGGAUGCGCUGCCGAUGUCGAUGUCGGCUGCAGUCGGCCUCGAUCCCUCGUCUUCUCUGCUGGAGGCCUUCAAUAGAGGUCAGCCAUCAACGAUAGAGGAAGCACACGUGGAACGGGAGAACCACGACAAGCAAAAUUGUGACUAGGAGCAGCAGUGGCAACCUUCAAUAGCGGUCGGCCAUCAACAACACGUACGACAGGGCCGUAAUUCUACGACCACGCUGAAGGUCCACCAAACAGCAACGAUAAAGGGAGCAGACGCUC
Molecule: messenger RNA, 723 nt
Organism: Chara braunii
Lineage: Eukaryota; Viridiplantae; Streptophyta; Charophyceae; Charales; Characeae
Source: the annotation of a GenBank genome assembly